Molecule: messenger RNA, 2643 nt
Organism: Camellia sinensis
Lineage: Eukaryota; Viridiplantae; Streptophyta; Magnoliopsida; Ericales; Theaceae
Product: cation/H(+) antiporter 15-like
Biological process (GO): regulation of pH; proton transmembrane transport
Cellular component (GO): membrane; endomembrane system
Molecular function (GO): antiporter activity
Source: RefSeq, a predicted model, not a curated record
UUGCUCGAUUUCUAUUCUUCCUUGGUGGUAGGUGUUAUUGGCGGUGGUGGUGGCGGCAAAGAAGGUCUAGGGUGUCAUAAUAAGAAGAAUUGGCAGAGUAAAACAUAGGCUAGAAAAAUGGCACACAGGGCAACGGUAGGUAACAAAACAGACGCAACAAUAGUAUGUUAUGCACCGACGAUGAUCACAACAAAUGGGAUAUGGCAAGGCGACAAUCCUUUAAAUUAUUCACUUCCACUCUUCAUCUUGCAAUUGACGUUGGUUGUUGUUACCACUCGUAUUCUUGUUUUCAUCUUGAAACCUCUUCGCCAACCUCGUGUCAUCUCUGAAAUUCUUGGUGGAGUGAUACUAGGUCCAUCAGUACUGGGCCAACAUGAGGAAUUCGCAAAUACAAUAUUUCCACUAAGAAGUGUCAUGGUACUCGAAACAAUGGCAAACGUAGGUCUACUCUACUUCCUCUUCCUCGUGGGAGUCGAAAUGGACCUCGCCGUUCUCCGGCGUACCCGUAAAAAAGCCCUAGCGAUCGCCAUCGCCGGUAUGAUCCUCCCUUUCAUAGUCGGCAUUUCUUUCUCGUUCAUCCUCCACCAAAAAUCCCAAGAAACCAAACAAGGCACAUUCAUUCUCUUCCUCGGCGUCGCUCUCUCGGUCACCGCUUUCCCGGUACUUGCUCGAAUACUCGCUGAGCUCAAACUCCUCAACACGGAGAUCGGCCGAAUCGCCAUGUCCUCGGCUCUCAUCAACGAUGUUUGCGCUUGGAUUCUCUUAGCUUUCGCCAUUGCUUUAUCUGAAAACGACACUUCAUCGUUGGCUUCUCUAUGGGUCAUCCUCUCGAGCAUAGCUUUUGUGAUGCUAUGUAUCUUCUUCAUUCGGCCAUUGAUCAUAUGGGUAAUACAGAGAACACCAGAAGGCGAACCGAUCAGCGAAUUCUACAUAUGUUUGAUUCUCACAGGAGUUAUGAUUUCUGGGUUCAUCACAGAUGCCAUUGGAACACACUCUGUUUUUGGAGCAUUUGUGUUUGGAUUGAUAAUUCCGAAUGGUCCGCUUGGUGUGACACUCAUUGAGAAGCUUGAGGACUUUGUUUCGGGGCUUUUGCUUCCUCUGUUCUUCGCGAUGAGUGGUUUGAAGACUAACAUUUUGGCGAUCACCGGAGCUUUGACAUGGGGGUACUUGAUUCUUGUGAUUAUUCUUGCUUGUGUUGGGAAAAUUGCAGGGACUUUGCUAGUUGCUCUGUAUUAUCAGAUGCAUUUUUAUGAGGGGCUUACUCUUGGGUUGUUGAUGAAUACGAAAGGGCUUGUUGAGAUGAUUGUGCUUAAUGUUGGUAGGGAUCAAAAGGUAUUGGACGACAAGUCAUUCGCAAUCCUAGUAAUCGUAGCCGUAGUAAUGACGGCAAUCAUAACCCCAAUCGUAACCUCAAUCUACAAACCAGCAAGACGCUUCGUCCCCUACAAACGCCGAUCAAUCCAACGCUCGAAACCCGACGCCGAACUCCGAGUCCUAGUCUGCAUUCACACCCCUCGCAACGUCCCAACAAUCAUCAACCUCAUGGAAGCCUCUCACCCCACAAAAAAAUCCCCACUAUGCAUCUACGUCCUCCACCUCGUGGAGCUCACGGGGCGGGCCUCGGCCAUGCUCAUCGUCCACAACACCCGUAAAUCGGGCCGCCCGGCCCUGAACAGGACACAAGCACAAUCCGAUCACAUAAUCAAUGCGUUCGAGAAUUUCGAACAACAUGUUGGGUGUGUUUCGGUGCAGCCGUUGACGGCUAUAUGUGGAGUGGCGGAGGAUAAGAGAGUGGCGUUUGUUAUAAUUCCGUUUCAUAAGCAACAGACUGUGGAUGGGGAGAUGGAGGCGACCAACCCGGCUUUUCGGGCUAUUAAUCAGAAUGUUUUGGCGAACGCGCCGUGUUCUAUUGGCAUUCUUGUGGAUAGAGGCUUGAGCGGGACUACACGCUUGUCUGCUAACCAGGUAGCACACCACAUCGUAGUUCUCUUCUUCGGCGGACCAGACGACAGAGAAGCACUAUCGUACGCAUGGAGGAUGUCCGACCACCCCGCAAUCAACCUAACGGUAAUGCGCUUCAUCCCCGGCGACGACGCAAUCGAAUCAACCAUUGAACCCAACCGCGAACCCAACGACCCUCGAAUCCUCACAGUUGUCACAGACAACGACCGAGAAAAACAACUCGACGAAGACUACGUAAACGAGUUCCGAGCCCGAACAGCCAACGAUGAAUCUAUAAUCUACGCCGAACGUGUCGUAAACAACGGCGAAGAGACCGUGGCGGCGAUAAGAUCGGUGGACACAAUAAAUGACCUCUUCAUAGUCGGUAGAGGUCAGGGCAUGAUAUCGCCGCUCACGGCGGGGUUGACGGACUGGAGUGAGUGCCCGGAGCUGGGAGCGAUCGGGGAUUUGUUGGCGUCGUCGGAUUUUGCGGCGGCAGUGUCGGUGUUGGUGGUGCAACAGUAUGUUGGAAUGGGGCAUAUGGAUGGGGUUGGAACUCCGGAUAGUCCCAGCCAUGAGAAUGAGAAUUAUGGUAAUUUUAGUGUACAGAUGAACCGGCGGCAGCAGCAGCCGCCCCGCGGGCCGGUUUCGUUUAAUUCGUAAAAAUAUUAUUUUGAAUGAUGUACAGUUAUAUAUUUAACA